Messenger RNA from Paramecium tetraurelia, 1809 nucleotides. RefSeq lists its product as uncharacterized. The transcript has 4 exons. The record is from RefSeq and is a predicted model, not a curated record. Lineage: Eukaryota; Ciliophora; Oligohymenophorea; Peniculida; Parameciidae.
AUGGAUAAAUUCGAGAAGCGUCUAAAUCAAGUUAAUAUGAUCACGCCCAAAGGUACUCUAAACUAGCAAUCCACGUUCAAACAAAAUGAUCAUGCCAAGAGUUAUGCCUCUCUCAAUGAAUUCAAUAGAAUUGGAGAGUAAUUUGAUAGUGAGGCUGUCAAUUUGAGAUCCUAAGUUCAAAUCUUGGAAGGCAAGUUGUAAUUUUACGAAAGGGAAUUCUAAAUCAAAUAAUCUUCCUUGGAAAAGCGAAUUCAACAAUUGAUAUCUACAUCAUCUUAGCUCACUCAAUAAAAUACCUAAUUAAAAUUGUAAUACUAAGCUUUAUUAAAUGAAUAUCAAAUUCAACAAGACAAGAUGGCUCACUCAGACAAAGGCCAAAAGGAAUAUGAAGAGAAAGUGAGAUCCCAAUUAGAUAAUUAUAAUAAAUAUUAAUCUGAAAAAGAACAAUUAAUACAAUACGCAAACAAGUGCAGAGAGAGAUCAAAACAAAGGAAACUCAAAAUUAAAGAAAUAACCACAACCAAUUCUCAACUGAUUGACUAAAUCCAAUAAUUAGAAUAAGAGUUAGAAUAGGCAAAUCAUGAAAAACAAUAGAUAUACGAAUAGUGUUAACAAUAAAUCAUGAUUCUCACUGAAUAAAAUGAAGAUUGGCAAAUGAAAUACGAGUCCAUCGUUCAAAACUUUAAGAAUCAUCUUGCAGACUAGAAUGAUAGCCAACAAGAAGAGUAACUAUUAGCCAGUCACACAAUACUGGAUCAAAGAGAAGCCUAGACAGUUUAAUAGCAAUUAGAAAACUUUAGCAUCUUAUAAAAAGAUCUAAAUACUCUCUUAAGCUAAAUCAAAAAUACUAGUGUGACCAAUCCUUCAUCCUUUGAAAUGCAAUAAGUGAUAGAAUUUGCGGAAAUCUUCAAUAGGAUGGCUGAAAAAAUCUAUGAAUUACAAUAAAAGAAAUCAAUGCUUAAGGAGUAACUUAAAGAUCUCCAAUAAACGUAAUUAUAAACUCAAAUGCUGUCAAAUAAAUCUAUUUCCAAUAAUUAAAGUCCAAAUAUGAUGGACGAUAGAACCAAAUUACUCUUUGAAUAAAGAAUAUUAGAAUUAGAAGAGUAUUAUUAGAAAGAGAGAUAACAAGAAAAAAAUAAGCCUGCUUAAAGAGGAAGAAAUUAGGAUCGCAAACUCAAGUAGAUAAUUUCAAUACUUACUUAAUUCUUAGAAGAAUUUUUGGAAUAAUAAAACCAUCUAAAAACACUGAAUUAUUAGAUUAAUGAUAUGCAAUUUGAGUAUAAUGAUAAAAAAUGCAAUCGCUCCUUUAAGAAGGCUUCAUGGGCAAUAAUUGCUAUUUAUAGAAUUAAAACAAUUCAGAAUUAAUAAUAUUAUCAAUAAGUAGUAUAAUUUAAUCAACUAAGAAUUGAAAUGCCUAUUGUUAAUUCACUCAAUUAAUUGCUUGAACUAGUGUCGGGAUAGUAAUAAUUAAUUGAUACAUUGUAAAAAUAAAUGGAUCGAAGGGGAUCGGAUGUAUUUUAAGAAUAAGACAUUCAAUCCAUAGUUGAUUAGGAAUUAAAACAAUAAUUAAAGAGUGUAUAGAUAGAGUUGGAUAUGAAUAACAAAAAGAUGUUUGAGUAUAAAUUGUAAUCGGAGAAAUAAAUUGAAGAGAGAGAUCGUAUAAUUAAUGAAUUGGAAUAAUAAUUAAGGGAUUUUCCUAAUGAUUAUAAUUAACAGCUUCUGGAACAUUUAGAAGAACAAACUAAUCGUGUUAAAAGCAUUGAAAAUGAAUUUAAUGUGUUAAAUGAACUUGUUAAUUCAUUAAUCUGA